Amblyraja radiata (thorny skate) is the source of this 2312-nucleotide messenger RNA. RefSeq names its product protein SSUH2 homolog. The record is from RefSeq and is a predicted model, not a curated record. The coding region runs from base 122 to 1378 and encodes 418 amino acids. NCBI's taxonomy places the organism in Eukaryota, Metazoa, Chordata, Chondrichthyes, Rajiformes, Rajidae. The transcript has 12 exons.
CUUCCCCACCUCGCCAGCCUUCUCUCCCUCGAAUUUCUGUUCCCCCAAAGAGCUGACUGAUCCGUGUGCUCGCGUCAGACCCAAGAAUGCAAUGUGGAGCUAAGACCAGCUCUGUGGAGUCAUGUGCUUUCAUAUCUUGGAAGCAACUGGUGUAAACCGUGAAGACUUGGCAGGAAUCCACAUCCCAUGGGCUGAAGCUGCCGAAUUCUUAAACCAGCUUCCUGUGUGGGAGAUCAGUGUUGUGCGCGAUUCAUGUUAUCGUACUUUCCCAAUGGAUCCCGUUCAUUCUCAAACUGAUGGGCCAGAGGACCUGGAGGAUGAGGAAGGCCCAACAGCGCCUCCCAUUGGAAUGCUGGACCAGGUGACGGGCUAUGAGGGGACUGUUGCCGGUGGAGGUGGAAAUUACAUUUGUCCACCAACUUACCCAUCCGACAGGAGGGAGCAAGCACAACCCCAACUGGAGUGGAGAAUUCCGUCCAUUACCGAAGAUGCAGCGAGAGAGGCGUUGAUGCAGUUCGCCACUGCUCAUUGCUGUUACAGCCGCAGUCCCGCCAGAAACAUGGUAUUUCAGGACCUCACGCCCUGCAACAUGUACAGGUACCGUCUCGAGACCUUCACCGAAUCCCGGCUAACUGAAUGGACUCAUGUACCCUUUACUGGACAAUCUGUUGACAACAGUGCCUGUGGAACCCCUCCCCUUCCGUGGGACAUCACCAUUGAGGUACCCCCCAUGUUUCAGGACUUCACGAAGAAAGUCCCAGUUCCUCAUACUGCAGCUGCCAAGCGAUGCCACAAGUGCAAGGGCAGACGGAAGUACCGGUGUUCUCAGUGUGGUGGAAAAGGAAAGCUGAAGUGCCUGUCGUGUGGAGGGCGGGGGCUGUUACAUGGAAACAAGCGGUGCAUCCAAUGUGGAGGCAGUGGAUCAAAACGGUGCGGCCCUUGUCUCGGCCGAGGCACUCGAUCUUGUCAUGUCUGCAAAACUAGUGGCCAGCUGCUCUUCUACAUUCAGCUGACAAUAAAAUGGACCAAUAACAUCUUUGAACAGGUAGCUGACCAACAAAUUGGACUUCCUGUGACACUCUUUAGUAAUGUAACGGGACAGAAUGUCUUCACCGAUGAAAACUACGAGGUCUAUCCGAUAAUUGGUUUUCCAGAUACUCUAAUUGAUCACAUCUCCCAUCAAGGGGUUCAAGAACAUCAGGACAAGUUUGGAAGAACAAUGUGUAUUCUCCAACAGCGGCAGACAAUCGAACUAAUUCCGGUGACCAAAGUGCAGGUCCAAUGGAAAGGACAAGAGCACAGUUACUUUGUAUAUGGCACAGAAAGCAAUGUCCAUGCACCAGACUACCCCGGCAAGUGCCACUGUAACAUUCUUUGAUUCCUUACCUUCUGUGUCUUUCCAUGGAUGAUCAAUGGUGGUUUGUUCAACCUCUGGGAGAAUGGGGAUAGGCGGGAGAGGUCUCAUGAUGUUACGUAGAAGAACGAGAUAUUCUGUAUUUCAACAUUGCGUUCCUUCCCCUCCAUCAACCCCGAAAUUCCUUAAACAUCUCAUUGCUGUUUAAGGUCUUGGUCAUUUGACUGCAGCUUUUGCCUACAACACAACUGCUGCCCUUCACCAUACUUUGUUGCACCUAAACCAUUUUGAGAGGUGGGCUGAAGCUUCAUAUAAAUGUACAUUUAGAAUUUGCUGCCUCCCAAAAACAUUCAGUUUCACUGUUCACAUUUAAAAUCCAUUGGAAAAAUGAAAUCACUGCCAAUUCUGUUGCUGCAACUGGACAAAUUAGCAAAGCUACUGGAUCAAUCAACAGUUUCAGCGGUCAUUGAGAUGUCCUAUUGGCCUUGAUGCACUGUUUUAGACAGUGGAUGAAUUAAUCAGGGUUUUUCAUAUUCAUUCACAACCCAAUCCCUCACCGAUUUUCCACCACUCUACCCCACGGAAAUGUGUUCACAUCAGGAUAUAGUUCUUCUAGCACUAGUUGCAAUUUAUUUUACACAAGUGUUGAGUUUUGAGCAUUGGUGUCAUGGUUGCCAAUUAUUACCCACCCCUCAAUGCCCUUGUAAAGAUGAUGCCAAGCAUGGUCAAACUGUCUCCUGAUAGGUUCUCAACUAUGCCCAGUAGAAUUCUACAGUAGAAAACUGGAUGGAGAGUCAACACUCAGCUAUUAGUGAUAGACACAAAAUCCUGGAGUAACUUAACAGGUCAGGCAGCAUCUCUGGAGAAAACGAAUAGGUAACUUUUCGGGUAUGGUCCCUUCUUCAGACUGAUUAUAGUUGGGAAAAAGGGAAACAUGGAAGAAACUGGAAGCAAGGCA